Messenger RNA from Podarcis raffonei (Aeolian wall lizard), 2893 nucleotides. It is a transcript of the gene CPT1B, whose product is annotated as carnitine palmitoyltransferase 1B. Gene Ontology annotation, cellular component: mitochondrion. The transcript is spliced from 20 exons. Gene Ontology annotation, biological process: carnitine metabolic process; fatty acid metabolic process. Gene Ontology annotation, molecular function: carnitine O-palmitoyltransferase activity. Lineage: Eukaryota; Metazoa; Chordata; Lepidosauria; Squamata; Lacertidae. The record is from RefSeq and is a predicted model, not a curated record. Bases 267 to 2591 code for a protein of 774 amino acids.
AAAUGGAGCAGGGAGGAAGGUGCUCUGUCUGGGGAUUCCAUGGCAGUUGGGGGCUCAGAAGAAAGAGGCUUUCCCCUGCCCUGAGAAGACAUCCACCGGGCUGCUGUGCCUUUGACAGCUCCAUGACGGGCAGGAAUUCAACCGGAUGAGCUUUCCCCAGCAUGGAGAUGCGAUGAAGGAGGAAGCUAGACCUUCCGCUCUGACCCUGGCUCGCUUCAGCCUCUCUCCUGGGAGCUGCUUUGGGUGGUGACAGCGGACCCUUCAAGAUGGCGGAAGCCCACCAGGCCGUGGCCUUCCAGUUCACGGUCACCCCGGAAGGGGUGGAUUUCCAGCUGAGCCGAGAAGCCCUCAAGCAGAUCUACCUGUCUGGCCUCUCCUCCUGGAAGAAGCGUUUCGCCCGCAUCAAGAACAGCAUCCUGACCGGGGUCUACCCGGGAACACCUUCUGGCUGGCUGGCGAUCUUUGCGACAACCCUGGGCUCCAGCUUAUUCCACGUCGACGUCUCCAUGGGGCUGAUCUUCAGGAUCCAGAGGCACCUGCCACGCAGCUGCAAUUACUGCCUGAGUCCCCGGAGCAAACACCUCCUGGGCGUCGCCCUUUUCUCCACGGGUGCCUGGAUCUCGGGGAUCCUGCUCUGCCGACAGACCCUCAAGCUUCUCCUCUCUUACCACGGCUGGAUGUUCGAGCCCCACGGAAAGACCAGUCGCAGCACCAAGAUCUGGGCGGCCAUGGUGAAGGUGAUGUCCGGGUGCAACCCCAUGCUCUACAGCUUCCAGACCUCCCUGCCCAAGCUGCCCGUGCCCUGUGUGAAGGACACUAUCGAGAGGUACCUGGAAUCUGUCCGCCCCCUGCUGGACGCAGACAAGUAUGACGACAUGGAGGCCUUAGCCUUGGACUUCCAGCUUAACGUUGCCCCCCGCCUCCAGAAAUACCUCAUCCUCAAGUCCUGGUGGGCCACCAACUACGUGAGCGACUGGUGGGAGGAGUACAUCUACCUCCGAGGAAGAAGCCCCAUUAUGGUGAACAGCAACUACUAUGUCAUGGAUUUCCUGUACGUGACGCCCACCCACAACCAGGCGGCCAGGGCAGCCAAUGCUGUGCACUCCAUCAUGCUGUACCGACGACGCCUGGAUCAUGAAGACCUUCCGCCUGUGAUGGCGCUGGGCUUGGUCCCCAUGUGCUCCUACCAGAUGGAGAGGAUGUUCAACACGACCCGCAUCCCUGGAGAGGAGGCAGAUUACCUCCUGCACCUGUCGGACAGCAGGCACCUGGCCGUCUUCCACAAAGGCCGCUUCUACAAGCUGUGGCUCUACCAGGCGGGGAAGCUGCUCUCGCCCCGCGACCUGGAGAUGCAGUUCCAGCGCAUCCUGGACGACCCUUCGCCCCCCCAGCCCAACGAGGUGCGGCUGGCCGCUCUCACCGCCGGGGAACGGGGUCCGUGGGCCGAAGCCCGGAAGAAAUACUUCAGCCGAGGGAAGAACAAGGCCUCCUUGGACUGCAUCGAGCGAGCCGCCUUCUUCCUGACCCUGGACGAGGACGAGCAAGGCUUCUCCCCAGACCACGAGGACAGCCUGGACCUUUACUCCAAAAGCCUCCUGCACGGGAGAUGCUACGACAGGUGGUUUGACAAGUCCUUCACGCUGGUGGUGUAUCGCAACGGCAAGCUGGGUGCCAACGCCGAGCACUCGUGGGCCGACGCGCCCAUCAUGGGGCACCUCUGGGAGUUCAUGCUGGCCACAGACGAGUUCCAGCUGGGGUACUGCAGCAGCGGACAUUGCCACGGGGUGCCCAACACAGACCUCCCCAGGCCACAGCGCUUGACGUGGGACAUUUCUGAGGAGUGCAGCCAGGCCAUCGAGCUCUCGUACCGCGUGGCCAGGAGCCUGGCGGACGACGUAGAUUUCCACUCCUUCCGCUUCACAGAGUUUGGCAAAGGGCGCAUCAAGAAGUGCAGGACCAGCCCAGACAGCUUCAUCCAGAUCGCCCUGCAGCUGGCGCAUUUCCGGGACAAGGGCCGGUUCUGCCUCACCUAUGAGGCCUCCAUGACGCGGCUCUUCAGGGAAGGGAGGACGGAGACGGUUCGAUCCUGCACCAGUGAGUCCACAGCCUUCGUGCGCAGCAUGUCCAACUCAAAGUGCAGUCCGGCCGAGUCCCUUCGACUCUUCAAGGUGGCGGCUGAGAAGCACCAGAACAUGUACCGGCUGGCCAUGACGGGGUCUGGCAUCGACAGGCACCUCUUCUGCCUCUACGUGGUCUCUCGCUACCUGGGGGUCGACUCGCCCUUCCUCGCCAAGGUGCUGUCUGAGCCCUGGCGCCUCUCCACCAGCCAGACCCCCCAGCAGCAGAUCAAAAUGUUCGACAUGGAAGCCAAUCCGAACCACGUCUCCUCAGGAGGGGGCUUUGGCCCAGUGGCUGACGACGGUUAUGGCGUCUCCUACAUCAUUGCUGGAGAGAACCUGAUCACUUUCCACGUCUCCAGCAAGUUCUCCAGCCCUGAGACGGACUCCAAGCGCUUUGGGAAGAACAUCCACCAGGCGAUGCUGGACAUUGCAGCCCUGUUUGAAACGCCACCCAAGAAAGUGGCCGACUGAGCUUGGACUGGGCUUCCGAUGGCGGUGACCUCUCUGUCCUGGGCCCACUCUGACCGGAGCCACAAGGAACACACACACACACACACACACCGGCCAUCUGGCUGCAGAGGUGGCUCCUUCCUGGCAAGCGGAAAGCAAGAGGAUGCUUCUGGGCCCCAUUGCCAGCUGCUGCCCCCCCCCAGCCUUCUCUGCCUGGAGGAGGCACCCCAUGGAGGGACCCCAGAGGCUGGCGGGAGACGGGCAAGAGGGUGGGGCAGGGUGUAUUUACGAUGUCACUCAUAAAGGAGGAACACUUUUGGCUG